UUUGAAUCUCCACUGAUGCGUGAGGUCCCAGAGCGCCAAGGCAGCAGCACAGACAGUUCUGCAAGCAGUUUGGGAAGCUCUGUCACAGCAUGUAAGAAGAUUCUCUGCAGUAACAGUCUGCUAGAAUCAACAGACUACUGGCUGCAGAAUCAGAGGACACCAUGCCAAAUUGGCUUUCUAGAAGACAAGUCAGAAAGCAACUGUGCCUCAGUUUGUUUUGUGAAUUUAGAUGCCAACAGAGAUGAUUGCAGUGAUGAGCAAGUGAAACAGAAGUUGAUCAGCGUCUCACCCAGUCUCCCCAAACUCAUCAGUUCGAUGAACGUACAGCCACCGAAGGAAAAUGAAAUAGUCCUGCUGAGUGGAUUGACAUCAGGAAACCUUCAGGCCGAUUAUGAGGUUCCCCAGUGUCCUUGGCUGGCAGAUGUCUGCUUGGUUCAGUGUGCGAGGGGGGACAGGAGGAACAGCACAAGCUGCAUCAUUUUUGAAAUAAACAAGUUUCUGAUUGGACUUGAGCUCGUUCAGGAGAGGCAGCUGCAGAUAGAAACUCGUGUCCUAAAGCCUGAGGAUGACACGAACUGCUCCGUGUCCUCAAUAGAAGAAGAUUUCCUCACAGCCUCCGAGCACCUCGAGGAUGACAACGAGGCUGAUGAAUAUAAAGCUGGCCAUGAAAAGUUAAAUGUUUCAGAAGCAUCUUCAGAUGUCAAAAAAAAUAAAGGAAAGGGAUUUGAAAACAUUCACUAUAGAAAAGCCAGGUUGCCAUUCAUUCUUGAAGGGAACUGCAUUAAUAAAGAUAAUGCAGCUACUCAGGUCUCUGAAACUGUGAAUGUUGUGGCUGAAGAUGGCAUCUCACGACCUGAAGAUAAGUCAGACCAGGAAAUACUGUGGCAGAAGGAAUUAACUGAAAAAGGUACUUCAUCAUUUAGUACUACUGAUUUGACUAGUGGGGUUGAAAACUCAGCACUCAUGUUAGAAGAUGUAUCUGUAACCAAAAUGGCUAAAGAGGAGCUGGAGCCUCAGGGUCACCCCACAACGAAACACAGCAGCAAGACAGAUGGGGAAGAUAGAACAGGUAUCAGGAAAACUGAUCCUCCCUCCCAGAACGAGCAGGCAACCACAGGUCAGUAUGCCACAAAUUUAGCAGAAUCUGUUCUGCAGGAUGCAUUCAUUAGACUGUCACAGUCUCGACCAAGUUUCAGUGAGGAGGCUGCAGUCAGCAUCUCUGUAGGAAGCUCCUGUAAGUCAGAAGAUGUAUCUGCUUCCCGGUCAUGGAAUGAACUUCCAAAGAUCGUCAUAGUGCAAAGUCCAGACAGUUCUGAGAAUGUACCUGACUGGCCAGGGUCUUCCUUCCCCAGCCUGAGCCACUGGGCUGAGGCAGAAAGCUCUGCUGAAGUUCCAGGUUACUUUGAGGAGGAACAUUCAAAUGGACAUGACCAAAGUGCACUGGAAGUGGCUCUGGCUUGUGCAGCCACUGUCAUUGGAACCAUUUCCAGUCCCCAGGCUGCAGAAAAAUUCCGCCGGGACCAGGAAGUCACAGACUGGAGAAGUGGAGUGGUCGCUAAUGAAGAGGUGCACGCAGCAUCCUCACAGCUCCUUGACAACUGUGCUGGCACAGAAUACUCAUUCCCAUCUGCGCUCUGUGGCAUGACUCAAGUAGCAAGUGCUGUAGCCAUCUGUGGCCUGGGGGAAACAAAGGAGGAGAAGUACCCUGCAGCUUCCAGUGGACUUCUGUCUGCUGCCCAGGCUUCUGCAGCCAUUACUCUGCAUUGCAGCUUAGCUGUAGGAAGCAGCAUGGAGAAGCUGAAUGAGAGCAUUGCAGAGGCACUUCUCAAAGAGGCAUCCAUAAUUCUUACAAAACCCAACACGUACAAAAAUGUGGGGCAUUUUAUGGAAUCCAUAAAUGGGAAAAUUAUUGAAACAGCAGCAAGACCACAUAUUCCACGUGCUGAUGGAGUAAUCAGGGAUGAACUUGCACAAAACUUAUCCAAUAUUAUUCUACGACAUUCUAUGGAAGAGGUUAGGAAGAAGAGACAGCUACGAGUCCAUUCAGAGGAUGGCUCAAGUACACAAGACAUUUUCACAGAGACAGCAAAUGAGUUGCUUUUUAAUAUAAUAUAUUUCACUUGCAAGAAAAUGAACGAUAUAAGGCAAGUUGAAGAGUGUUCUCCUCUCUUUUCUGAGGGCACAAAAGCAGAGAAAGUAACAAGAGCAGAAGGAUGGCCAACACUGGGAACAGCUUGUGAAACUUCACAGAGUCCCCUUGAUCACUCUGCUUCUAAGCCAUUUGGUACAUCCUACAGCACCAGUACUAGCAAAGAUCUUGAAAAGGUCACAAGCACUUGCAAGGGUAAUAUCAAAGAUGUAAAUAGCAAUGAAGGUUCCACACUGAAUUCAGAACAGAGUGGAGAUACAGGGCAUAAUACAUUUGGUGCAAAAACAUCUCCCAAGAAGAGAUACCUGAAAAGAGCUGCUCGAGACUGUUACAAAGCCCCAAAUCAGAGUAACAAUAAUCAGAAGAAAGACUACAGAUCAUUUUCAGACAGAGAAAAUACCUUUGCAAACAGUGAAUGCAGGCACGGUGUUCAAGAACAGCUGUCUUCUAGUGCCGCCAUAAAUACAGAAAACCAAGCCAAGAUUAAGUGUGAUCCUGUGCUAAAUAAUGAUGUUCAACUUAGUUUGUCUUUGUUAGGAAACCAUGUCUUGCUUCCUUCUCAGCCUGUGCUACAGGUGAAAAAUUCAAGGGACAAAUAUUGUAUAACAGACUUUGCAGAAGAAUUGGCAGAAACAGUUGUCUCUAUGGCAACAGAAAUAGCUGCCAUUUGUCUAGAGAAUUCAAAUGGCAAGCAACCCUGGUUCUGUGCAUGGAAGAGAGGCAAUGACUAUCUGAUGACCCAGAGUUUAUCAUGCAGAACCAUGAAAAGGAAGAAGGAAACCCAUACCAAUGGUUCUGUGGUUCGGAAGCACAGGGCACCUCGGCUUAGUGAGAUCAAAAGAAAAACAGAUGAGCAUCCUGAGCUAAAGGAAAAGUUGAUGAAUCGGGUAGUAGAUGAAUCUAUAAACCUUGAGGACACACCAGAUUCAGUCAAUCUCUUUGCAAAUGAAGUGGCUGCCAAAAUCAUGAACCUCACCGAACUCUCCAUGGUUGAUAGCAUCUGGCAAGGUCCAAACCACCCCAGGAACAGACUGCACUGUGAAAGGUGGAGCCGAGCUAAAGCAUCAAGCUGUGAGAGCAUACCAGAGGAGGACUCAGAUUCCAAAGCCUCUUUCAAUACCCUGGGCCUCAUGAACAGCUUUGGUCACUCGCUGAGCCAGACAAGUUCUGUCUCAAAGCAGUCUAGUUGUGAAAGCAUUACAGAUGAAUUUUCAAGAUUUAUGGUGAACCAGAUGGAAAAUGAAGGAAGAGGUUUUGAUUUAUUACUGGAUUAUUAUGCAGGAAAAAAUGCAAACAAUAUCUUAACUUCUGCCUUACAACAGGUAGCCAAGAAAAAUGGCCAUCUUAAUGUAAGACCAAGUUGCCCAUCCAAACAGUCCAGCACAGAAAGUAUAACAGAAGAGUUUUAUAGGUAUAUGCUAAGAGAAAUCGAAAAGGAAAAUAAAGACAAUCCAUCAUCCUCUCGGAAUUCAAAGGACUGGUGUGGCAGUUUGCUGGCACCUUCUCUACGGUCACCUUUCUGCUUUAGGCAGUCGUCGAUGCCCGACAGCAGGUCCUCAGGCUCUAGGCUUACAGUGAACGUCCCAAUUAAAGCAAAUUCCUUAGAUGGGUUUGCCCACCACCGCCAAGAUUCCUUAAGUGUACAGCCUGUCAGUACCGUGGCUUCUGCAGGGCUCUGCAAGUCUGACUCGUGCCUGUACCAGAGAGGCAAGACUGACCAGAUCACAGACAUGCUGAUCCACGAGACGUGGGCCAGUUCUAUCGAGUCACUGAUGCGCAAGAACAAAAUCAUAGCAGAUGAGGCACAGGCUACAGAGGCAGAGCAGUUUUACAGUGAUUCUCCACCACAUGUGGAACAAUAUGCAAAAAGACUGGCUGCAAAUAUUGUUGAAAGUGGCAAAAGUUUAAUUGUUGUCCAGCAGGAUUCCUUUGAUUAUACAAGCCGAGAGCAUGUGCUGGAAAGCAAACAUCCCCAAAGCACAACCCAGAUACUGCCAAAACCCACAGUGGAGGAAGUAAAUUUGGAUGAGAAAAAAGAGCAUGUGAAGAGCCCUGGAAGCCUCCCUGCAGGACAGCUCAGGGAAGUGCCUUUAAUUCAGAUAGAAACUGAUCAACGAGAUGAGCCAGACAAAGACUCUGAGUCUUUAACUUCAUGUGGCUCAUCUGGAAAGGGGCAUCAAAGCAAAGAAAAGCCUCCAGAAGCUUUGGAUGGGAAACACAUGGUUCCCAGUUCCCCAGUAAAUAGCUUGGUUGACUUUAAUGAGCAGCAUUGCCUGAAGAUUGGUGGCACCAGUUUGUUUGCCUAUAUUACAAUAUCCAUGUGCCUUCCCUAUCAUCCUGCCAGCAACAGUCCUCAGAGCAGAUCGGAUGCUGAAAUCAUAGGAGAGGCAAAAACAGCUGAAGAAUUUCCAGCCCAUCUCAGCAGCAGUGAAGAAAGCACUGGCAGCUGGUCCCAGCUUGCCAACGAUGAGGACAAUCCUGAUGACACAAGCAGCUACCUGCAGCUCAGCGAGCGCUCUCUGAGUGAAUUAGUAGAAGAAAAGGUUUUCCUUAAAGAACAGACAGAAAACACUGAGGAAAGUACUUCUGAGCUUUCAGUGGGAACAGCCAACUGUCAAAAGGACCUCCUGGUGAUAAACUUUGAUCUGGAACCAGAGUGCCCUGACGUGGAGCUGAGAGCCACCCUGCAGUGGAUAGCUGCUUCUGAACUUGGAAUUCCAACUAUCUAUUUUAAGAAAUCUCAGGAAAACAGAAUUGAAAAGUUUCUAGAUGUCGUGCAGUUAGUUCAGCGGAAGUCCUGGAAAGUGGGGGAUAUCUUCCAAGCCGUGGUACAGUACUGCAAGCUCAGCGAGGAGGGCAGAGAGAUCACACCCAGCCUGUUUGACUGGCUGCUUGAAUUGGGUUAAUGAAGUUCACUGGUUCAGCUUUACUGUUUUAUUCCAGUUUAAAUAAGCAGUGGUUUGUGUAACGCUCUGAUUUCUGAACAUCACUGAACAAAAUGUGCAAAGAUGAACAAACUCUACAAGAACAGCACAAGUCUGUGCCACAACUGACCCAGGAGCAAAGUGAACCUGUGUUUAUUGUGUCUUUCUGUGUCAUGAGGGACUCUUGACGUGUUGUGCUAUAGGAUGCACUGUACUAUGAGGAGAUGGAUUUUUAGCCUUCUGAAUUAAUGAACUACACAGUAAAGGCUUAAUUAUCUAAUAUAUUCCAUUUUCAUCAAUUUGAUUAAGUCAGGUAAAAUGGGGUAGUACCCUAACAUUCAGUUUUAAAACAACACUGAUAUUUGUACAGUUUAACUGUUAGAAGCAGAGUGUGUUUCAGAAUGCCUGGAGACACCCUUGUCCCUAGAUAAGUAAUAUUUAUGUGUUUUUGAAAUCUCCCUAAUCUGCUAAGGGUUAAAAGCUUUUGAACACUUAACACCUUUGCAGUUAAGACAACACAACAAAAAGCUGCUGAAAACACAUUUUAGUUUCUUUCCAUGUGUUUCUUUCUCUUCCAUAGCUGUUCCUGAUUACUGCAACCUUCCCAAAGAAACAAAAUCCAGUCUCUCAGUUACUGUCCUUCAAAAACUGAUUCCUUUCCCCUGGGAAGCAGUGCAGUUCAGUGUAGCCACACCUGGUAGAUUCCUGCACACAGCUCUGUGAGCCAAGGCAGCAGUUCUCAAGCCCUGUCCUGCCCCAGCCCUGCAACAUUGGGCGAGUCAUUUCACCUCUGUGCCUCAGUGUCCCUGCCUGGCAAUGGGAAUCAUGAUAGUACAAUUGUUACCUAAAGUGAUUCUGUUGAAAGCACUAUGUAACAAUCUAUAUAUCAGUUAAAAGCAGUAAAAAAAGUACUAUUUUAAUUUUAGUGUAAUUGAAUAAAUUGUUAAUGAGGUGAAGAAAUACAUAUCUGAAAAGAGCACCAUCUUGUCCUAAAAAUCUCAAUGUUAAUUUUUGUAACUUGCAAAAAAGCAAAAUGUUUGUUAAAAUUUCAGCAGACAUACGUGUUCAUUUUGAAGAUAACUGUUUGGACUAUAUGUGAGAGUUCACAUUCCUAUAACAUUUCUUUAACUGUUUGAUAAGAUAUACUCUGCUAUCGUCCUGUUGAGAUGAUCUGUUGGUAUUGUGCACUUAGUAAUACAUUCUCUCAACUCUGCCAAAGAGACUGGGUGUGAAUCUAAAGGUAAAAACAACUUAUGACAUCACAGCUCUUCUGCGAUUUGUUUUUCUGAAAAUACUCACUUUUCAUCUCUCUACCCAAAUAGAGGAAUAGAAUACCUGCCUGCUUUUCCCAAAAAAAAAUAUUUAAGAGAAGUUUUAUUUUCCAUAUAACAGUAUAUGCUUCUAUAAUAUUUCUUGAAAAAAAAACUAUCCUUUUGCACUAAAUAUUUUUGAAAAUUUUGAAGUAGUUUUAAAUAAUUUAUGAAAAAGAGCCAUAUUCUCAGUUUUAUCUUUAAAACCAUUACAAAACUUGCAUGAUUGCAUCACUCAUUUGUUACAAAAUACAGAUUGUUAGCGAAUCAAAAUCUAAUGUGGAACAUUAAAUAAUGUGAGUAAUUCUCAAUCUACUCUGCAGUAUAAACAGAAGAGGAGAGGCUGCUUUACAGUCAAAGUAAAGGUCAAUUUAUUGCAAGCACUGAACAUAACUGGGGUCACUGGGCCAGCCCCUAAGAACUGCUGAGUAUCUGUAGCUCCCACUGAGUGGCAACUCUGAAUGCUCAGCAUUUCUGAGGCUGAGAGCUAGUGAAAAGCACCGAGAAUUAUAGACUUAAAGUGCUUUGUUCAAGUGAAUUAAUAGGAAGGUGUAUUUAUUUUUAAACCAAAUACAGUUACUUGUCAGUAUACAAUUUUUUGUUGUGAUGGAAUAAAUGUUUACAAAGCACAAAUAUCAUGACAGAGUUGUAACAGUGUGAUGCAGUUUCUCUGUACAGUAGUUCUUAAUGUUGCAAUUUAUUCAGAAAUAAAUUUAUGUUACAAUGUG
Poecile atricapillus (Black-capped chickadee) is the source of this 7111-nucleotide messenger RNA. It is a transcript of the gene SPHKAP, whose product is annotated as SPHK1 interactor, AKAP domain containing. The coding region runs from base 16 to 5055 and encodes 1679 amino acids. Gene Ontology annotation, cellular component: cytoplasm. Gene Ontology annotation, molecular function: protein kinase A binding. Lineage: Eukaryota; Metazoa; Chordata; Aves; Passeriformes; Paridae. The transcript has 10 exons. The record is from RefSeq and is a predicted model, not a curated record.